Messenger RNA from Nezara viridula (southern green stink bug), 1107 nucleotides. The record is from the annotation of a GenBank genome assembly. NCBI's taxonomy places the organism in Eukaryota, Metazoa, Arthropoda, Insecta, Hemiptera, Pentatomidae.
AUGUCAAGCAGGAGGGGAUCAUCUACUGGCGCGGAGAGAUUUAUAGAAAUGUUGUUGGUGCUGUGUGUGUGUGUGGAGGCACGCCCUGCAAUCAAUGCUAGGACUGUUGAGGGCGCCCUUGGAUCCUGGCCAGAAACUCCUCUUCACUCUGUCCAUUCACCGCCAGCUCUUUUGUUUGUUUGUCCCUGUCUCUUUCUCCCAUGGUAUCCAGCUAGUGAAUCCUCCUCGUUUGCAGAGGUCAAGAAACAUACAGCUAACGAUUGGUUUGCGUGGCCGCUCGAGUUGCGUGGGAUCCGCUGUUCUAAAAGAGGCGAUAAUUGCCGAAUAUCGUCUGCUGUUCCAACUCGUUUUGGCGGCCGCAUUAUAAAUAGCAGGAGUACCGUUGUGUUUGGUGCUUCAUCUUUCUGGAGUUCUGGUAUUCUCAAACCAACUUCUCCCAAACGACUCUUACGCAGGCUAUCUAAUUGCUAUGUCUUCUUUCGAAGAGCUGCUCUCCCAGUAGACUGCUUGGCAUUUCUUUGCCUCUUAUUCGAGUCAAAUGGCCAGUCCAUCCUGCUCACAAAUGUUGUAAAACAUCGGGUUGUCGAUGUAUGCAUCAAAGAGCUUCCGUUUGCUCCUUCUUGUUUAUUCAUUGCCUAUCCUCCUGCUCCAUUAGUUGUGAUAUUAAAUGACCAGCGAAAAUAUAAUGACGAUACCUAUGUACCUAAGAGUGCGACCACGAUUGCUGUACCAGCAUAUCGGGAUGCUCAAGCCAAAAGCAAAAGCCUGUUCGAUAUCAGUUUCGCGAGGAGCGGGUCCCUAUUUUGGAUCCUACUCUGGUUUCAAACGAGGCCACGUGCGGUGUGGCUGUGUGGCAGCGGUGCGGGCGGGGAGCGGACUGGGGGCGGUCGUCGUGGCUCGGAGAGGACUGGCGGUGAGGCGGCGCACGCCCGAGCCGCCCCCGCCCCCCUCCUCCCCUCCCCGCUCCCCCUCCAAUUAGAUAUUGACAUAUCCCACCUCCUCCUCCUCCUCCUCAUCCUGUCUACGCUUAUAAUUAGUGCCCUUCACGUGUCGCCUCAUUAUCGAUGGUCCUUCUUCCCGAAUUUCGCCACGUCACGGCUCAGAUGA